GGUAAGAUUGGAAAAUACUUGAUGAAGAAUGUUGAAAUUCCAUUGGCUUUAAGUUUUCUUCCCACUAUUAAGCACGAGUUAAGUGGUGCACAAACGACUUGGGAUGUCGUUCAGCGACUCAUCGAUUCUCAACCCGUAAAGGACUUGCUUCCGCAGUCUAUAUACGCGGAUAUUAUGGUGUUGGCAUUUGAUGAGCAUGUAGCUGCAAGUGGUGGAGAGGCUAGAGGAGGUACCGUCGUAGGAAGCAGCAGUACGGUACGGCAUUCUGAUGCAGCCGCCACCGAUGAUAGGGAUCACGACGAUAGGGACCACGACUAUGAUGAGUGAGUGAUGUGUUAGACUUUUUGGUAACUUUUGUGGACUUUUGGAUUGUGUUAAACAUAUUAUGACCUCCUGAUUAUGUAGACUUUUGGAUUGUGUU
Messenger RNA from Asparagus officinalis (garden asparagus), 421 nucleotides. RefSeq lists its product as uncharacterized. The record is from RefSeq and is a predicted model, not a curated record. The transcript is spliced from 2 exons. The coding region runs from base 22 to 327 and encodes 101 amino acids. Lineage: Eukaryota; Viridiplantae; Streptophyta; Magnoliopsida; Asparagales; Asparagaceae.